CAAUGCUGAACAUAACCUCAAACAAGUUUCAAAAUAUCGGCUAGUAGUGUUCGUUGGAAGGUGCAAUUGCUUGAAUUAGAGUACAAUUACAAUUUCUCGAACAAGAAUUGUCGCGGAAGCUUAAAAUAUGGCGGAAAAGUCUCAAUUUGACAUAUUCCUCGGUGGAUCCCAGGAAUUGCCUCCCGAAGUACAUAUCAUGAAACUGGCAUCGGCCAGGGCGAAUGAAAUCGCCGCGAUGACUUAUUCCAUAGAUAAUCCUCACCAAACAAAACUGAUAUUCCAAAAACUACCGAUGCACAUGCGUCGCAGAAUAAUGUCCCAUAAUGCAAAACGUAUGCCACGGAGACUGCGAGAGAUCCAUAUACACCAAAUGUCAAAGUCAGGUUUGCCACCCAAAACAAAAAGACCUUCCCGAAAAUACAGGCGAAGGCCACAGAACUUGAUCGCAGAAUACAAGCGCAGGCAGGUAAAAAAUGCCUGGCUUGAAACACACGUGUGGCACGCAAAGAGGUUUCACAUGGUUGAAAAAUGGGGUCACAGGCUCCCUGAGCACUCAAAUGAUCGCUGUUUCAGAGCAAGUUACAGAGCAGUAGCUAAACACUGCCUGUUACAGGACAUAUCUUAUUAUUCGUGUAUUCAGUUAACCGGACCGAUUAAUGCGAUGAAAAAAAUGCUCAAGAAUCACUGCGACCCUGGCAACCUGAGCUUCACAGCAAAAUCCUACAUCCAAGGUAGCAGGGAAGGGAAUCUGAUGUUCUAUAAGAAGAACGGAUACCCAGCAUCACCUGUGGGAACUGUCGAAUUCAUUUGGAGGCCCGGUAACUCUGAGCUAAAAACUUUGUGGAUAUGGGUUCAUCCCUCACUUUAUCAGCUAAUAUUGUCGGAGAUUUGUAGCAGCUUUGAUUUUAAACUAGAGUCUCCGUGCCAUUCCUCAGAUCGAGAGUACUUCGGUGCUGAUAAUUGCAGACUAGUAUUACUCAAGAAUUCCUUGAACAGGUUCAGACUGUGCGGCCCAUUGAGUCUGUCGGUGCUCACGACUGCCCUACGUCUGCCAGAGAUAGGAAAAACUCUUGAAGAAGCGAAAGAGUUUCCUGAGGGAGAAGGAGCUGAAUUAAAGUCACAUAUUGCCAUGGAAACGGAUUUGCAAAAAUGUGGUGAUUCGGAUAGUGAUAUUGAAAUCGUUCAGGUUUCUAAGAAGGAAAUUGAACCAAUGGAUGUGGAGAGCAACUCUUGUAUUGAUGGCGAUGACAACGAUGAAUCACUUGAAACUACUGCCCAAUCAUGGUAUUUGGAAUAUUAUAGGGAUUCAGAAAAUAUUCAAUCAUUGCGAGUUCAAAAAGAGGUUUUCGAACAUCUAAGGGAUCUUAACUCACCCAAUCAGCUUCCCCCAUGUGCAGUUAUGGCUUUCACAGUUUUGGAUCCGAGAUAUUUUGUCCCGACUAAACGAACCAAAGCUCAGAUAAAUGCGAGGACCAUUGAGACAAUUCCUGUUCCUCCCACACUCGUUAAUGUUAGUGCGAUAUGGGAACCCAGGAUCAGAAAAUCAGUGAUGAAAAACUUCAGAACUACAACUGAAAUAAACAAACUGAGAAGUGAAAAUCUAGUUCCAGGUAUUGACAAUGACGAUAAAUAUGACCAAGGUUGUAUUGCCAAAGUUCCUAUUCUUCUUAUUCAAAGGCCUGGAUGUGGCUAUGGAGAAAAAAGCCUUGGAUUCAGUUCUGGGAUCGACGUAAUUUUACCAUCUGGUUGGGCAACUCCGUUUUGGAUCUCAUUUAUUUUUCGUUGUGCCAAACCAGGAGGUCUGAGGGAAUCAAGAUCAAUUAUAUUUGAAAAUUUUAGGUUGAAUUCACCUGAUUUUAAUCCACCAGAUACAGAAGCAUACGUAAAAGAAGCUUUAGAAAGAAAGACUAGUCUGAUGGAAAAGUAUUUCAGAUAUCCUCCAAACAGAAGAUCAAACUACGUGAAACUUGGUAUUUCUAGUCCGUUCUUUUGCGAGUGGAAUUUACUGGUCAAGGAAUGGACAGAUAUGGCAACGUUCUAUGUACUCAGAGAUAAGAAACUACUUCAUAUAAUACAAGAAAAUAUCUCUAGUCGAUUACCAUUGAACCGGAAUAAAAAGUAUCAACAGCUUUGUGAACCAAGUUUCGACAAAACCAUGUUCAAAGACGCUAAUACAUUAGUAACUGUGAAAAUUUUCAUGGAAAGCAAAGGAUGUCCAAAAGAUUUUGCCAUAAUCUGUUUACCCCUCUCUGAGGAUUUAGAAAAAUGGGGCCAAAAAAGAACCUGGGAAGGACCCGUAGCUAAGCUAAGGAAAGACCCUAACGAAUCGAUUAGAAAAACUUUGAGAAGGGGUCACUUGGCGUUAUUGAAACGUUUGAGAAGACAAAGAGUAAAACAGCGGCUUAAAAUGGAGAGUAGUGAUAAAAGAUCGGUUGAGCCAAAAGUCAGUUCCAGCAUUGCAAUGUCUAAAAAGAUUUUAAGGAAAAAAGCUCAAACUAUUGUCGAUCUGCAGGCUGAAAAGAUGAAAAAUCUCUACUUGCCAAAGUGCAAAACGAUACGAAACUCUUGCGAUCGAGAAGUUAUGGGGUACGUGGUUAAAGGUGACUUUAGUUUUACCGAAUCGAAGGGAAUCGGGCUGGGAUACGUAACAUUUCCCUCUCUGUUUAGCCUGAUUAAACAGAAAAGUAACGUAGUUCUGAUCAGAAACACAAGGUCUAGACAAUACAGACUCGCCAGACUUAGUGUACUGACAUAAAUAACUAUUAACAUGUAAAUAUAUUAUAGAUGAUUAAUUUUAGGUUUAAGAGAGUAACGUACAAAUGUAUAUAAAUCAAAGAUUUCUUCUGGAAAUUCUUAAAUAGUUCACCAUUUGAAUGUGGCUCUGAGAGAUUUAUUUGAAUAUUUUAUUUUACUAAAACUAUUACAUUGUGACAGGCUAUGCGCUAAUUAUUAUGUUUCAUAAAUAAAAUUAUCGCCUACCAUAGUCGGAAAUGUAUAGUAUAUUGGGAAAAGCAUCAUGUUCUCUAGAGUGAAGAAGAAAAAUGUCUAAAAUCUCGUCAGUUAGUUGCCAGUGCAAUGUACAAACAAUAAACGAACUGGCAGUUCUUGUUGCUUGCUAUUAUUAUUACUGUUAUCAGUAGUUUCACAUUGCACGUGUGAGUAAUUGGAAUUAUAUCAACAAAGUAAGUUUUUCCCGUUUACAAGUCUAACAGAAUAAAAGCCCGUGUUUUACAGUACAUUU
This is a messenger RNA of Diprion similis, 3241 nucleotides long. It is a transcript of the gene Pop1, whose product is annotated as ribonucleases P/MRP protein subunit POP1. Bases 128 to 2755 code for a protein of 875 amino acids. Gene Ontology annotation, cellular component: nucleolar ribonuclease P complex; ribonuclease MRP complex. Gene Ontology annotation, biological process: tRNA 5'-leader removal. The transcript is spliced from 3 exons. The record is from RefSeq and is a predicted model, not a curated record. Lineage: Eukaryota; Metazoa; Arthropoda; Insecta; Hymenoptera; Diprionidae.